Messenger RNA from Ochotona curzoniae (black-lipped pika), 3903 nucleotides. It is a transcript of the gene PPP6R1, whose product is annotated as protein phosphatase 6 regulatory subunit 1. The transcript has 24 exons. The coding region runs from base 565 to 3192 and encodes 875 amino acids. NCBI's taxonomy places the organism in Eukaryota, Metazoa, Chordata, Mammalia, Lagomorpha, Ochotonidae. Gene Ontology annotation, cellular component: cytosol; nucleus. Gene Ontology annotation, molecular function: protein phosphatase binding; protein phosphatase regulator activity. The record is from RefSeq and is a predicted model, not a curated record.
CCUGCGCUCCGGGGAUUGUGGGAUAGUGGCGGAGAGCGGAGGGCGGCCGAGGCCCCGAGCCGGCGGCCGAGCUGGGAGACCUACGGCUCUGGGGGACAGGGUUCCUUAGAGAAGGGGUGCUCGGCUUCCGUCGGUCGCUGUUUAACAGCGCGGCCCUUUAGGACGGCGGAGGAAGACGCUGUCGUCUCCAGCGGCAGACGGGGCCGGGCGGGCGAAACCGGGGUGACUUCCUCCGUCUGUCUGUGCCGAGGCGCCUGCGCGGGCCUCGCGUCCCAGCCAACCCCCGCCGCCUCGGCCCAGCGCUCCCCCGCCUCGCCCGUGGGCCUCCCCUCGCGGCCUCUCCUCGCCACCCGGCCGGACGCCCGUGGACGCUGACCGCGGACUCGGCGCAUCUCGACGGCGGAGGCCGCCCGGCCCGAGGGCGCGUGCGCGCGACCCCGCCGCCGCCCCCGCCCCCACAGCCCGCGCCCCGCAGCAGGGGCCGGAGCCGCCGGCGGCGGGGCGGGGGGGGCGCCCCGAUGAGCCCCGAGUGUGAGGAGCCGCCGCCCCCCCGCGCAGGGCGCCAUGUUUUGGAAGUUUGACCUGCACACGAGCUCGCACCUGGACACGCUGCUGGAGCGGGAGGACCUGAGCCUGCCGGAGCUGCUGGACGAGGAGGACGUGCUGCAGGAGUGCAAGGUGGUCAACCGCAAGCUGCUGGACUUCCUGCUGCAGCCAGCCCACCUGCAGGCCAUGGUGGCCUGGGUGACCCAGGAGCCCCCGGCCAGCGGCGAGGAGCGACUGCGCUACAAGUACCCCAGUGUGGCCUGUGAGAUCCUGACCUCAGAUGUGCCCCAGAUCAAUGAUGCUCUGGGCGCUGACGAGUCCCUGCUGAACCGGCUCUACGGCUUCCUGCAGAGUGGCAGCAGUCUCAACCCGCUGCUGGCCAGCUUCUUCAGCAAGGUCAUGGGCAUCCUCAUAAACCGCAAGACUGACCAGCUCGUGUCUUUCCUGCGCAAGAAGGAUGACUUUGUGGACCUGCUGCUGCAGCACAUUGGCACCUCGGCCAUCAUGGACCUGCUGCUGCGCCUGCUCACCUGCGUGGAGCGACCCCAGCUGCGGCAGGACGUUGUCAAUUGGCUCAAUGAGGAGAAGAUUGUCCAGCGGCUGAUCGAGCAGAUCCACCCAUCGAAGGAUGACAAUCAACAUUCCAACGCGUCCCAGUCCUUAUGCGACAUCAUCCGCCUGAGCCGGGAGCAGAUGAUCCAAGGCCAGGAUGGGCCCGAGCCAGACCCACUGCUGGCCACCCUGGAGAAGCAGGAGACGAUGGAGCAGCUGCUGAGUAACAUGCUAGAGGGUGAGCAGAACCCAUCCGUCAUCGUCAGCGGGAUCCAGGUGCUGCUGACCCUGCUGGAGCCCCGCAGGCCAAGGCCUGAGUCGGUGACCAUGAACAACUUCUUCAGCAGUGUGGAUGGGCAGCUGGAGCUCCUGGCCCAGGGGGCCCUAGAGAGUGUCAUGUCCAGCAUGGGUGUCCUGCACGCCCUGCGUCCACGGCUUGGCCACUUCCACCAGAUCCUUCUGGAGCCACCCAAGCUGGAGCCUCUGAGGAUGACAUGGGGCAGCCUGGCACCCCCGCUGGGCAACACACGGCUGCAUGUGGUCAAGCUGCUGGCCAGUGCCCUGAGUGCCAAUGACAUGGCGCUAACGCAGGAGCUCCUGGCACUGGACGUACCCAGCACUUUGCUGGACCUCUUCUUCCACUAUGUCUUCAACAACUUCCUGCACACUCAAGUGGAGAUGUGUGUGAGCGCCAUGCUGAGCUCAGGGCCCCCUGCCGAAAGCAGCCCCGAGACGCCCCCCUCAAACCCCGUCGUGACGCAUCUGCUGCAACGCUGCCGCUUGACAGAGCGGAUCCUGACCUCCUGGGAGGAGAAUGACCGUGUGCAGUCUGGAGGCGGCCCUCGGAAAGGCUACAUGGGCCACCUGACGCGAGUGGCCAAUGCCCUGGUUCAGAACACGGAGAAGGGGCCCAACGCCGAGCAGCUGGGGCAGCUCCUGAAAGAGCUGCCAGCUGAGCAGCAGGAGCGGUGGGAGACUUUUGUGUCAGGACCCCUGGCAGAGACCAACAAGAGGAACACCGUGGAUCUGGUGAACACCCACCACCUGCACUCCUCUAGUGAUGACGAGGAUGACCGGCUCAAGGAGUUCAACUUCCCCGAGGAGGCUGUGCUGCAGCAGGCCUUCAUGGACUUCCAGAUGCAGCGUAUGACCUCAGCCUUCAUUGAUCACUUUGGCUUCAAUGACGAGGAGUUUGGGGAGCAAGAAGAGAGUGUAAAUGCACCUUUCGACAAGACUGCCAACAUCACCUUCUCCCUCAAUGCUGACGAUGAGAACCCCAACACCAACCUGCUGGAGAUUUGCUACAAGGACCGCAUCCAGCAGUUUGAUGAUGAGGAAGAGGAGGAGGAGGAAGAGGGCCAGGGCGCAGGGGAGUCCGAUGGAGAGUACGGGGCCUGGCAGGGUAGCCAUGUGGCACGGGGGCCCCGCCUGGGCCAGCCCCCUGGUGUUCGGAGUGGAGGCAGCACAGACAGCGAGGAGGAGGAGGAAGAGGAGGAGGAAGAAGAGAAUGACAGCCAGGCUGCCAGAGGAGGGGCUGGACCCCCCUCCCACCCCAGCCCUGACUCUCCACCUCCUGGCCCCAGCUGGACGGCCACCUUCGAGCCAGUGCCUACGGAUGCCCCAGCCUGUCCCCGAGUGUCCGGGGGGGAGGAGCCGUGUUCUGGGUCCCCAACGCCACAGGGGUCCCUUGAUGCACCCCAGGGCCUCCCUGUUCAGAGCCUGGCCAUCCCUCCUGCCUGCAAUGCCCUGCAGCUCAGGUCUCAGGCCCUCAUGACCCCCUCAGCACCUCAGGAAGCCGCAGAUGGCAGCCAAGUUGUGGAGCCCUCAGCCCCCUGCCAGGCCUUGGUCAGUGUUGGGGACCUCCAGGAUGCCCUCCACAAAACGUGCUCCGCUCCUAGCUCCUUGGACAGUGCAACCAGAGACCCCUCUACCUCUGUCCCAGCCUCCGGGGCCAGCCAGCCCUCCCAGACCACAGACGGGGAGAAGAGCCCAGAGCCUGUGGGGCCUCCCCAAAGCCAGAGUGCCCAGCCCCUCGAGCCUCAGAUGCCCAACGGCUCUGCCACAACAGGGCCCACAUCCCUGGGAUACCCGUAGCUGCCUGGUCUUCUUGGUGGCCAAAUCCUCCGUCCUCCACAUGGAUUCCUGGGUGGGGCAGGCCAGGUCUCAGGAUUGGCCACCUGCCUCCAUCCCCCCGCCCCACGUUCUCUCUGGUCUCCCGGGAGGCUGGUGCCAGGGAGAUGGACCCCCACUUACCCACCCCCAUUUGCACUGAGAGAGAAAUUACAGAGCUUUGCCUCCUGGAAUAAAGAUAUAGAGAGUCACAUAGAGAGAAAGGAGAGAGAGACGUCUAUUAUAUAUUAUAUAUAUGUAUUGAGGGAGGAGGGCAAGAGGAGGCAGGAUGCCGCCAGGCCAGCAGCCCCAAGCACAACCUCCACCCCCGGCCAGCCUGGUGGGGGUUGGCACUGGGGGUCCGUCCCACGCUCUGGUGCAGAUGCCCACACCCACACCCGGCCUUUGAGCUCAGGUCACCUUGGGGGCAGCUGGUGAGGGUGGGGCAUUGGGGCCCGAGGCGGGGGCAGUGCCUUCACCCAGGGACCUGGGCUUGGGGAGCAGGGGCCUCCCCAGCAGCAUCCCCAGAGGUUCUGAAUCUGUUGGCUGGGCCACCCUGCACCCAAAGGGGGUCUGCAGCCCCGCUGCCAAGUGGCCUUGUCCCACUCCCUCCCCUAGGCUGGCGCGAGUGUGUGUGUGUCUGUGCUGAGCUUCUAUUUCAUAUUGCAAAUACAAAUAAAGGAAGACAGUUUACGA